This is a messenger RNA of Tigriopus californicus, 2617 nucleotides long. Its product is annotated as PHD finger protein 12-like. Gene Ontology annotation, biological process: negative regulation of transcription by RNA polymerase II. NCBI's taxonomy places the organism in Eukaryota, Metazoa, Arthropoda, Copepoda, Harpacticoida, Harpacticidae. The coding region runs from base 104 to 2563 and encodes 819 amino acids. The record is from RefSeq and is a predicted model, not a curated record. Gene Ontology annotation, cellular component: nucleus; Sin3-type complex. Gene Ontology annotation, molecular function: transcription corepressor activity; protein binding. The transcript has 7 exons.
UCCAAAGUUGGUGCAGGUUUCAUCCAUCAAAAAGCUCAAGCAUUCGAAGGUCUUCAGCCAUUUUCCCUCCUUGUCACCGUGACGGUCGACAACCAAUGCACAAAUGACCGAUUUCCCGCGCUCUCUGUGGUCCUGGGCCGGUCUGACCUUCAAUCAUGUUUCCAAAAUUUCCACACUGAGCCAAAUUUCAUGGUUCUGUUUGUUGAUGUUGGCCUGGAAAUCCCAAAUCCCUCCAAUCCUCCAUCCAAUCUGUACUACGAGAGACUUCUUCGAAAGUAGUCUCACUUUCUCUCUGUUUUUGGGGUUAGUUUCCCGAUCCAAUCCGGAGUGGAGGAUGUCGGGUUCAGGCACGAGUGGCACGGCCGGUGCGGCGGCCGUGACAGCGGGCGUGACCGGUCCCACGGGUGUGCCCUUAGACGAUGGUGGCUCGGGUUCGGUCAUGUCAGAGAUGAUGGCUUUGUUCACGCCCCCUGGUCGCGAGGCCCGCAAACAGUUCGGCGUGGGCGUGGGCACGGUCGAACUGCAUCCUUACUAUAAGCGCCCCGGGAAAGGACAUAAUCACGAUUCCUGUGACGCUUGUGGUGAAGGUGGAGACCUGAUCUGUUGCGAUAGUUGUCCCGCUUCUUUUCACUUUAGCUGCCACGCCCCACCCUUGGAAGAGAGCGACAUUCCCCUGGGCGAUUGGGUUUGUCUAAGAUGCCACGUACGAGAGACCGAGCGAUUUGAGGCCAUCAAAGCCCAUGGGAAGUCCACGAACCCGGGUGCGCCCGCUCUUCUCGCCAGUGACGCUCAUGAAGAAGCCGGGCCAUCGGUGUCGCCCGCUCCCGCCGCCGCGCCCGCUUCAAGUGGCAUGGCUGGCAAAUUGCGCGGGCGCUCUUCGCGAGGCAACAAGAAGCAAGUGGAAGCGGUCUUGAAGGCCGAAAAAGAGAAGGCGGUCAAGAUCUAUCGACAGAAAUAUGACAAGUACCUCAUCGCCAAGCCCGCCACCAAUAGUAUCUUUGAUAAACUCAUCGCCGCCGCCCAGGUGGUAAAUGCGGAGCAGUUCAAGUUACCCGACGCUCUGGACCCGAAAGAAAAACUGCCCUUCAGUUGGAAAUGGUCGGAAGAACGCCAAGAUGACUAUGACACGUACCCCAAGAAUUGCACUCAAUGCGCCAAGACCAGUCGACAUGUGCCAUCCGUGGGUUGCGAUUUCUGCUCGAAUGUUUAUCAUUUGGAUUGCUUGGACCCUCCUUUGUGCGAAAUCCCCAACGAACGAUGGAUGUGUCCCAUGCACGUGGAACACAUUUUGGAUUCCAAGUUGGUCUCGUCCACGAGUCUAACAGAACGGAUGAAUUUGUGGAACAAGUAUGCCCGUAAACCCGUGGACACGGACACGGUGCGGUUGAAUUUCUUCCGCAAAGUCCGAUCCGGCAAACUUUAUCAAAAGUGUCGCGUCAAGGUCCCGUCGGAUUUCAGAGUCAAGGUUCCUGCCUUUAUCAAGCACCAGUACAAAAACCCAUCCCCGGGACACGCCCUGGGCUCAAUCGAAACUCCCAUAGCUCGGAAGAAAUCCCUUGCCAACAAAGAAUUGGACUCAGAACAAACCGAUUUCCUGACCAAUUUGAUCUCGCUCCAAUCCGGACUUUUGGAAUUGCAAGGCGAGGAACUCCGCCAGGAAAUCCUCGGUCCACAAAAAACCAAGAAGAAAAGUAAGAAAAAGAUCGAGAAGAAGCUCCAGCCUCGCGAAGAUGAAGGCCAUUUAACCCAACAUGCCAAUCCAAUGGAGAUCGACAAAUCCACCGAAAUGUACUCUCUCCCCAAUGGUCUUGAGAAAGGGGCAUCCACCGCCGAUGAAGAAGAUAAUGAGAGCGACGAGACCGCCUCUAAUUGCAGUAUUCCCUUGGACCGUGAGGAUCAGGGAUUGUCCUCGGACCUUCACGAACAACUGAACGCCUACAUGGCCAGGCAAAAAUCUCAAGGUCUCGAAAACCUGUCGCCCGUUGUUCGCGAUUUCCUCGCCCUCCAACGGCUCAAAGAGAUCCUCCCCACUAAAGUGUCCAACCCCGAGCACGAGAUCCAGAUCCGAGCCGCACUCGUGCCCAUUCAUCAUUCUCGAACCCCGGCGUACAUCCGAUAUCGGAACUUCCGGAUCGGUUUCGGAUCCCACAACGACCUGGACCUGUCUUCUUACGGUCAUUGCAACUACAUCUCGGACCAGCACGCCACGAUCUACUUUGAUCAGUUCACUCAGAUCUACGAGAUGAUCAACUACAGUGCCCAUGGGUUGAUUGCAGACAAUAGCAUCUACGCCUUGGAUUUGGGCGCUUGUGGAGGAGGGUCCAUGAAGGCCAAAAGUGCGGGCCAAAAUGAGAAUGAGUUCGUGAUGAGUGCGAAAAACGUAGAAGAUCCGGGUUGCUUUUGCGAUACGAGUAUCGCGUCGAUGAUGUCGGAUCAAGGGGGCAACGAGAAUUCGGCCAUUCUUCACCACGGAUCGUAUCUCCGUUUUGGUUGCUUGGAGUUCGUCUUUAGCGUCAUGAAUCAGCCAGAAAUUAAAAGCGAGCAGAAUGAGACGCGGGAUUGAAUCUUUGAAAGUGAACUGUCUGAUUCGGAAAUAUAUAUAUAUAUAUUUUUUUCU